CGCUGAUCACCGGGAAAUGCAAUUGCUGGUUCUCUGCUGUACUUUCCUCACGCUGUCAGAGCGUGAGGAAAGUACUGCCGAGAACCAGCAGUUGUCAGAGCAGGGAUCGGCACCGAUCAUCAGGGCACUGAUGAUCAGUGCCCUGAUGAUCGGUGCCCAGCAGUGUCACCCACCAGUUCCGCCCACCUGUUGUGCCAGUCAGUGCCCAGCAGUUGCGCCAGUAAAUGCCUAGCAGUGCCACCUAUCAGUGCUGUCUAUCAGUACCCAUCAUCAGUGCCGCCUAUCAGUGCCACCUAUCAG
Molecule: messenger RNA, 300 nt
Organism: Staurois parvus
Lineage: Eukaryota; Metazoa; Chordata; Amphibia; Anura; Ranidae
Source: the annotation of a GenBank genome assembly